UUUAUUGGAUGUUAUUAGUCUGUGUUAUAUAUAAAGCGUACAUACAGUAAUGGCGGAGCAAAUCUCCGGCGGCGGCAACUUUCUGUCGCAACAUUUCCGGUCAACUGUCGUUGAAUCUAUGAAGCUCUCACUCUUCCUACUCUUCAUUGUCUUAGAAUCCAUCAUCAUCAUCCUUAAACACCACAUUAAUAACGUUCCUCUCUAUUACCACCUCGUAAUAAUUACCUCUUUCAUCGUACUCCUGCUCUACCUCUUCAAAUCGCCGGCGGUCUACGUCCUCGACUACGCCUGUUACACGCCGAAGUUUUGCAGAGUUCCAUUCUCUACUUUCGUGGAGCACCUCCAGCUGAUGGGAAGCUUCGACGGGAAAUCCGUCGCUUUCAUGGAAAAGAUCUUGAGGAACUCCGGGUUAAGCGAGGAGACCUACUUGCCGCCGGGGGUGUUCUAUUUGCCGCCGAGAAUGGAUCACCGGGAAGCCAUAAGUGAAGUCCACAUGGUCCUCUUCCCCAUCUUUGAGGAUCUCUUGUCAAGAAACGAGCUUUGUCCGAAGGACAUCGAUAUACUGGUGGUGAACUGUAGCGGGUUUUGCCCCGACCCGUGUCUGUCGUCGAUCGUAGUGAACCAUUUCUGCAUGAGAGAGGACGUGAAGAGCUUUAACCUCACCGGAAUGGGGUGCAGUGGGAAUACAGUGGCCGUGGAUAUGGUCCGGAACAUGAUGGUCGCCCACCCUCACCGAAGAUGUAACGCUGUCGUUCUCAGCACUGAGAUCUUGACCACAGGUUGGUAUCGUGGAAAAGAGAGACCGUUCAUGGUGCUCAACUGUAUUUUCCGCAUGGGCGCUGCGGCCGUGCUGCUGAGCAACAAACCGGAAGCGAAAAAUACGGCUAAAUACAAACUGAUUUGGACUCUACGAACACAGGGCGCGUUCGACGACCGACGUUACAAUGCCGCCUUCCGAGACGAGGACGCCGAGGGGGUCACCGGAAUGAGGCUCAACGGCGACGUCCUUCACGUCGCCGGCGAAACUCUGCAGUCUCACAUUCCCAUUCUCGGCGCCAGAUUCCUCCCUUUUACCGAGAUCAUCCUCUUUCUCGUUUCCGCACUGAAGAAGAAGUUCCUGGACAAGUCGAUGGAGAUCUAUGUCCCGAACUUCAAGUCCGCCAUACAGCAUUUCUGUUUUCCGGCGACCGGGAAGUCUGUCGUCCGGGAGACGGCGAAGAGGUUGAAGCUGGGAGAGGAGGAUAUGGAGCCAGCUUUGAUGACAGUGUAUAGGUAUGGGAACCAAUCUUCUGCGUCAUUGUGGUAUGAGUUGGCAUACUUGGAAGCUAAGAACAGAGUAAAGAAAGGUGACAAAGUUUGGUUGUUGGGUAUGGGGACUGGGCCCAAAUGCAAUAGCCUGGUUCUUCAAUGCAUCAAGCCUAUUUUAAGUGGGACUUCCAAGAAUCCAUGGGAUGAUUUCAUUCAUAAAUACCCUGUUAGAGUCCCUUGAUCAAUGUAUAUAUAUGUGUGUGUUUUGUUACUUAAUAAAUAUGGAGUAAUUGAUUAAAAGAAAUCAAUCCAAAUAUGAC
This is a messenger RNA of Cuscuta europaea, 1568 nucleotides long. Lineage: Eukaryota; Viridiplantae; Streptophyta; Magnoliopsida; Solanales; Convolvulaceae. The record is from the annotation of a GenBank genome assembly.